Messenger RNA from Thamnophis elegans (Western terrestrial garter snake), 11931 nucleotides. Its product is annotated as muscleblind-like protein 3. The record is from RefSeq and is a predicted model, not a curated record. Gene Ontology annotation, molecular function: metal ion binding. Bases 1362 to 2513 code for a protein of 383 amino acids. The transcript is spliced from 9 exons. NCBI's taxonomy places the organism in Eukaryota, Metazoa, Chordata, Lepidosauria, Squamata, Natricidae.
CCCGCCCCGUCCGCCUCGCCUCGCCCGGCCCGGCCUGCCUCGCCUCGCUGCGCCGCGCCUCCUCCGAAGAUGGCGGCCCGCACGAGCCCCUCAUGCUAGGCGCGCGCCGCAGCCCCAGCCCGCCUCCAGGGCCCGCGGAGAGCUGCUUCCCCCGCCGCCGCCUCAGCCGCCGCCUCAGCCGCCGCCUCGCUCCCCUCAGCCGCCUCAGCAGCAGCAGCAGCAGCAGCGGAGCGCCGCGCAAGGUCGCUGAAAAGUGCCUUCCUUGAAACUGGCAUCGCUACAGCUGCUUCGACCCCCGACUUGGGCUUUGCCUCACCUGCACUCCGGAGGGGAUCGAGAGCGCCCACCACCCACAGCCGCCUUCGAGCCCUUCCGCCUGCCCCCUUCUUUGGAAAGCAGCCCCUUCCCGUCGCUGCUCGGUGCGCCUGGGACAUCUCAGCCAGCCGUUCAAUCGCCAUCCCUUGUCUUUUCCACUCGGUCAUCUUUGUACCCCCUUCUUCUUCUUCUUCUUCUUCUUUUUCUUCUUCUUCCCAACUAUGUAACAAACUCGAGCCUGUACGGAAAAAAGCAAGGAAGAAGAAAGGCCAAAACGCAAAACAAACCGAAGGAAAUAGAAAACGAAAACAAAAAAAAGAGACAUUUCUUCCACCGGUGGUGUUAACGCUUGCAGCUUUUUGUAAAUGUUCCAGGCACAGGACGAAAGGAUAGAAACUUGCUAAAGGUUUCUUUUCUGCCAAGGAGUAAAACCGCUCCCCUCGGCCUGCACGUUGCAUUUUCUUGAACUGGUUUUGCGUGAGAGUAGAGGAAACCCAUAACUCGAGAGCACAGAAACCUGUGAGGACGCGGUAACAGAGGAAUGCGAGUUGUUUUGAAAUAAUUUUGGCAGUGGCACAAAACAUUUACCUAUAUAUAUAUAUAUACAUAAAUAUAUAUAUACAUACAUAUAUACAUAUAUAUAAAGACAUAUAUAAAUAUAUAACAUUUCUAUUUUAACUUUGACAAUUGCACUUUUAGGAGCUGGCCUCUAAUUUGAUUUUUUUAGUUAAUUCUGACGAGAUUUCUAUUUUAUGAUUGGCUAAAAGUUUAACCUUUUCUUUUCGACAAGCAUCAUUUGACUUCGAUGAAACCUAAGUGCUGACGAAUUGAAAUUUUACCAAAGCAACAAAAGUUAUUUCUUCACAUUUUUAACUUGAAUUUCCUUUUGAUAAAGAAAUACAACCCCCCCAACACACAUACACACAGACACAGACACACUUUCACCCUUUCUUCAAAAGAAAUCACUAGUAUUCGCACGAAGAACAUUGUGUUCCCCCUUUUCCUCUCCUUUUUAGCCCCUUUUGGGGACAUUUUUUAAAAAAAACAUGGCGCUCAACGUUUCCUUGGUCCGCGACACGAAAUGGCUGACGCUGGAAGUCUGUCGGGAGUUUCAGCGAGGAACCUGCUCUCGUUCCGACACCGAGUGCAAGUUUGCCCACCCUUCCCGGAGCUGCCACGUGGAAAACGGACGCGUCAUCGCCUGCUUUGAUUCCCUGAAGGGUCGGUGCACUCGAGAAAACUGCAAAUACCUUCACCCUCCGCCACACUUAAAAACACAACUUGAAAUCAACGGGCGCAACAACCUGAUCCAGCAAAAGACAGCCGCUGCCAUGUUUGCACAGCAAAUGCAGUUCAUGGUCCCUGGAGCCCAGCUGCAGCCGAUUAUGACGUCCAAGGCCCCUUCCAACUCGGUUCAUCUGAUGACAGCCUAUCCUUGGCUUGCUCUUUCCCAACAGACAACGUUUCCUGUGACUCCUUCGCUUGCAACCAGCCCCACCAUGGCGUUCAGCCCCUACUUAAGCCACGUUUCUCCAGGGAUGGGCUUGAUGCCUGCAGAGCUCUUACCAAACACACCCGUUCUGGUAUCCAGCAACCCCGGGGUCUCGGUACCCGGUGGCUCCACAGGGCAGAAACUCAUGAGGACAGAUAAAUUAGAGGUGUGCCGAGAGUUUCAGCGUGGGAAUUGCACGCGGGGCGAGAACGACUGCCGCUACGCUCACCCAAUCGACAUCGCCAUGAUUGACACGAACGAGAACACGGUCACGGUGUGCAUGGAUUACAUCAAAGGCCGGUGCUCCAGGGAGAAAUGCAAGUACUUUCACCCCCCUGCGCAUUUGCAAGCUAAAAUCAAGGCAGCUCAGCACCAGGUGAACCAGACGGCUGCAGCCGCAAUGGCAUUGCCACCUGGUGCCCUUCAACCUUUACCAAAGAGGCCAGCACUUGAAAAAAACAACGGUGCCACCACAGUCUUCAGCCCGAGCGUUUUCCACUACCAGCAGGCUCUCGCCAACAUGCAGUUGCAACAGCCUGCCUUCAUCCCGACAGUUCCCAUGAUGCACGGUGCUACGCCCACCACUGUUUCUGCAGCAUCUACACCCGCCACCAGCGUUCCUUUCGCUGCAACUGCAACAGCCAAUCAGAUCUCCCAGUUAUCGGUCGAUGAACUGAACAACAGCAUGUUUGUGUCACAGAUGUAGAAGCCACACAACACGUCCUGUUGGCAUCCUGGAGCAGAAACGGUGGCACCCCCCCCCCCUCCCUGUGCGUCUUGUUUCCUACCCCUCUCCUGGCAGGAAGCUGAAGUGGGCUCUCUAUGCUUUCUGCCCCCUUUUCCUUCUCUCCGGCAUCGACAGUAAGCCUACGACAAACAUCCAUGUUAACCAAAAACUGAUCUGUGGGAAUGUCAAAACAAUUUUUUUUUUAAAAAAAGCACUAUAUAUAUAUACAUAUAUAUAUAUAAAAAACCGAUUAAGAAAACAGUGCUCUGUUAUAUGAGACAUAGAAGUAGAGAACUAUAAAAUAGACUUUUAUAACAUCUUACUUUAACACACUUUUUUAAAAGUGGGGUUUUAUUUUUUUCCUGUCUACCAUCAAGACAAAAGUGCUCUUGCACAGUGGACUUAACUAGGUUAAUUGUUCUAUCGUCAAUGGAUAAAUGUUCGUCUGAUUUUUCAAAGUGUUAUCUUAAUGUUUUGUUUACAUCCUAGUCUAUAUUGACUUUAUUUGGAGAGAGACACAAAAAAAAAAAGAGUUAUACAUCGUUAUCAAGUAUAUUCCACACCAUUUCUUUUUCUUUCCACGAUCAUGAUAUCUUAACCAUGUUCAUAGAUGACCGUUGUUAUCAAUUUCCCUUUUCCUUCCCCCUUUUCGAAACGAGAUGCUACAGAGGUUACGACGGGAAAGAGGAAGGCCUUGCUUUAAAAAAAAAAAAAAGAAACGGAAACGGAAAAUCUGAAGAUAUUCAGACAGGUUGUUCGUAGUUUCUGAUCAAUUUCUGAUUAGGUUGGUUUUUAAACAUUGUAAAUAAUGCCCAAACCUCCCUCCACCCCCUGUCCAGAAACAGAGCAGAAAGUAAAAAUGGACCAGGGACUCUACAUGCUGAAGAAUUUUCAAGGAGGGGGGAAAAAAACUUCAAUUUUCAGUUACAAUUUCCUGCAGCACAUGGCCCUCAACUUCUUAAUACUUUAGUGACCAGGUUUUAAGGAAAUCAUGUUGAAGAAGAUUGAUUCUUUUUUAUUUAAAAAGGGGGCCUUUUUACCCUCCAAAAUCAAAGUUAAUCUGUAAUAUAUUUACAGAACCAAAAGAGAAAGCGGGUUAGUCCAACCCCUUAUCUUAGAUCAGAUAAGUAGAGCCAAGCAGAUGCCACAGUUCUCCGUUUGCUGCUUCUCUUGCCAAUAAUGACGUUAAUUAAUUAAAGGGCACUUAGAAAACCUACGCAUGGACAGCAUUUCCAUCUCUCAGUUGCAAAAGGCCUUCCUGGAACGGCUUGUGUAUUGCACCAAUACAUCAUAACCUCCAGGUCCUUGGGAACAUCUGGAUGGGGAUGAAGGCCAAGCCCAGCUAAAGAGCCGGCAGCUGUGGUUUCACAUCACGUGUGUGUGUAUGAGAGGAACGAAUUUCCUUGCCUCCAAUCAUGUAGUGAAACAAAACAAGUCUUCACAGCUUCCCCCAGAAAUGUUCUUUUUCUUCAAAUAGGUUAACACUUCCCUGUCCGCAAAGACACCGAUUUUACAAUGUAGGGUUUAGGAUCUGGAGGUAAUUCUGGAUGCAUCAGCCCUCGGGGGCUCGCUCGUUUUAAUUCAGAGAGUUUGGCAUCCCCGUACAAAAUGGCUGGGCGGAAAACCCGGCUGGUGUUCAGUUCUGAAGCAUGAGUGUUUUUGGUUAUUUUUACUUUCGGGGUGGUGGUGUCAAUCAGGGGUGUCCAACCUUGGCAACUUUAAGACCUGUGGACUUCGAUUCCCAGAAUUCCCCAACUCUCCCAGGCUGGGGGAUUCUGGGAGUUGAAGUCCACAGCUGGUGUAAGUUGAGAUGCCUUUUCCAAAGUUGGAAACCCCAUAAAAUCCAAAAAACAAGGAGAAGCCCAUCUUGGAGGACACCCCUGAUUGAUGGGAAGGUGGAAAUCAGCCUCCGGAGAACUAAGCUACUUCAAAGGCUGACCAAAAUAUUCAUCCAGCUCCUUGAAUUUGGGCAUCCUGGGCCCGUCUGAAUGUCCUUCAGAUCCUGGUUGCAGACUUCCCUGUUUCCCGGCUUCGUAACCGAGUUAAUGGAGGAAAAACAGGAUUUGAAUACUCCUUAGGGAGCAGAUAGUUGUAUAUUUUAAAGAUGGUGGCGGCAGUGGUGGCGACGAUGAUGAUGAUGAUGACGAUACGGGAUUUGCACAACCUGUGGCAGUGCCUCUACAGAGAACAUCCCUGAUCUCUAGUUGGGAAAAAUUAUUAGACACACGCACACACUCACGCAUUUUGUGACCACACACCGGUGUUAGCUUUACGCUCUUCAAGCGAGGAAGGCGGAGACUCCGUUUUUUUAGCGCGAUGUAGCUGGAGAUUUGUGUAACCUUGUCACUUUGAUGUAACUCUCUGGUUUUCUCUGAAUGAUGUUGAGAAGCAAAUAAGAAUUCUUGCGUAGGUGUGCACAGAAUGUAAACCUAACACAUUUCCACAGCAUUCGGUUUCGCAGCUUUUUAAAAGUGCUCAGAAGACAGAAAUUCAGGGGUGCAAUUUCGUUGUCUUUCUCCCCCCCCCUCUUUUUUUUGGGGGGGGGCAAAAUGUAGGAGCCCCCCCCCCCCAAAAGGACGGGGGGGAGUAGGGAAGUUUGACUCCUGGCUGUCUUUAUCAAAAGUUUCCUGUAACCAGUUGAAAAAGUUGCACUCUUGCAACAGACAUUGAAGCUGAUCAUACGACCACACGCUUAACACGUCUCACACAUACACACACACAAACACACACACACACACACAUACUUUAUGUGGAGAUCCAGUGAUAGGUGUGUCAGGGUAACUUUUCUAGGUGCCACAAGAAUUUUUUUUCUUGUUUUUUUUUUAAUACCAACUUUCGCAAAUUUAGUGUUUGUUUGUAAGAGAGAGGAGGGGAAAGAAAAGUUUUGAGAAAAAGAUAAAAAAAAUAAAAUAAGAGCAAAGCUUGAAGCUUUGGAAAACUUCACCAAAUUUUCAACCCGAGGGUGGGAAUAGAAAUGCCAUUUGUUGAGGGUAGCACUAUUAAAAAAAAAAGAUUGUUUGUGCAAUGACUUCUUUAUUCAAGAAAGAAAGAAAAAAAAAGUAAAAAAAAAUACCACAGUCGACAGACUAUAAAUUCCUUAGGAGCUGCAUUCUGUCUACAAAGUCGCUGAGCUAUUUUGGUGACUCUAAAAUGAAAUCUCCCGAACCUGGAUUCAGGUGUGAACUUGAUUCCAGAGAUUUUCUAUAAAGAUUGUUCAAAUCUUGUGUGUGAGUUUUAACGACUUAUUAUUAUUAUUUUUUACAAAAAAAAAAAAGGCGCAGGUGAAUCCAAGCCUGUAUCUUUUUUUUUUUCCUUUUUAAUUUAUCCAAAGUUUCUUUCUCUCGAAAAGUAUGCAUGUGGUUUAUCGAUUGGUGGACGUGUGCCCAUUUUCUCUCAGCCUUAUGCAAAUAAUAUGCAAGAAAUGCAGAAACUUGAAUAAAACGGGUCAUUGCAGAGGGAAAACGGAAAAAAGAGCGCUGAUUGGUCGUUUUUGAGGGGGGGGAGAUUUGUUAGCCAUUCCAUUAAAAGAAAAAUGAAAAUUGUAAAAAAAGAAAAAAAGAAAAGAACGUGUGUUCCUAAAACCUUGAACAUAAUAACGUGCACAAAAACAGAGAGGGAUUUAGAAGUCGGUGGAUCUGUAAAAUGAUGAUUCUUAUCUUAAAAAGUACAGUGUUCUGAUGGAUUAGAUUAUUUUUUCAUAAUCAACCCCGUUCGGUUUAGUUUUGGUUUUUUUUUUUUUACAAAAAUUGUUUAGCAUAAAGGGAUUAUUAUUAUUAUUAUUAUUAUUAUUAUUAUUUGUAAAGUGGUGUAAUUUUUGCAAUACUGUGUGAAAUUCUCUCCCCAGCCCAGAGCCAGCCCCCCCACCCCAGGACGGCUUCUGCCCUUGGGUAAAAUCUUGUCCCAGCCUCUUAUAUUUUUCAGCCUGCCGUCAAUCCUGGGAAAUGAUCCAGUGAAGAGAUUUGUUAAGUGAGCCCAGAAACGAGAUUCCUUUGGUUUUGCUUAGGAGAAUGAGUGAGCUGGAAGGGACCUUGGAGGUCUUCUAGUCCAGCCCCCUGUUCAAGCAGGGGAACCCAUACCAGGCUUGGCUCUUCUUAAAAACAUCCAGCGAUGUUUUCCCUCCCCAUGACUAUUUUCCUUCCCAUCCCAUUCUCCUUCCUCAUACAGAAAGUCCUGGACUUAAAACCGUGACUGAUUCCCCAGAUCUCAGUUGCUAAGCGAGGCAUUCGUUAAGUGGCAACCUCUCUUGCCACUGUCGUUAAGCAGAUCACCACAGUCAUUCAGUUAGACCCACGAUUGUUAAGUGAAUCCAGCUUCCCCCGUUGCUUGUCAGAAGGUCGCAAAAGACUCUGUGACCGUCAUAAAUAGGGGACUGUUGCCGAGCGGCUGAAUCUUGGAUCACAUGACCCUGGGGCAUAAGCGUGAAAAACGGUCGCAAGUCCCCUUUUUCCCCAGCGCCGCUGUAACUUGGAAUGGUCGCUAAAUGGACCGUUGUAAGUCAAGGACUUCCCGUCAUACUAUCAGAGAACUUAAAAACUCCAUUUCUGAAUCUUCUGAACCAGAUUGAAGGGCAGUCUGGAAUAAGAUGGCUUUCCAAGAGGGAGGAUCUUUGGGGAAGAUGCAUUUCCCUCCUCCUUUUUUAUCCUAGUCUUCAUCAUGGCUUGUAAGCCUCCUAGAGUUGAUGUAGCCAUAUAAAUUCCCAAAAUAAAUUAACCAAAUGAAUCUGGCUUCCUCCCAAAAUCUCUGAACUCGGGACAAUCGGUUGGAAUUUCUUUCAAAAUUCCCCCAAAGCCGACAACUGCUUCGUGCACCAGGACGGCGGCAGGCUGAUUUUCCACAGCGUUUACUUAGAGAGUAAAAAACAGCUGUUGUCUUGAGCAAGAUAUUUGAUUAGUUGGGCAGGGAGAGGAAGUACAACGAAGCCAGUUUAUUGCUAGGGAGGAAAGCAAACCUUAGGAAUUAGGUUUAUUCCCUCCUUUUUAAGGGGGUUUGCAGAGCAGCCACAUCUGUCCGAAGGGCGGGGAUUGUGGUGCGAAUCCUAGGCAUCUUUUCCCAAAAGAAAUCUCAGCCUUUCCCUAGCGCGUGCUGGUCCCCAGGUUUUAAGGCUGCAGACAUGCAAUCCUGGCUUGUCAAAGUGACCCUUUUUACACCUUAGAUCAGGGGGGGUCUCCAAACUUGGUAGCUUGUAAGACUUGUGGGCUUCAAUUCCCAGAAUUCCCAGCUAUGCUGGCUGGGGAAUUCUGGGAGUUGAAGUUCACAAGUCUUAAAAGUUGCACUAGAUAGAUAGAUAAACGAGAGUGAUAAGAUGUUAAAUAUUGGAAGUUUCCCCCGUGGGCAGAAGGCAGGUUCGGCCUCCUGUUGAUCUCAACCGAUUACUUUAAUGCAGGAGAGAUCUCUAGGAAGUGUCAAUGCACAAAAAGUUUUAGAAACUGGAGUUUCUUCCCCCUCCCUUUCUUUUUUUCUUUUUUUAAAAAAAAGCCGUAAUACAUUUCACUGACAACUAAAAAACAAAAGUGAAAUAUAUGAGGAAAAGUCUUAAAUUUCCCCUUCCUCCUGAAAGGAUGUACCGAAAUUAUUUUUACCACGUUGCCUGAGCAAGGCCUUAGAAUAUAUUGUAUGUUUAAGACUGUAGUAAUUUUUUUAAGGAAAAGAUACCUAUUACUAGUUGAUAGCCUAAAAAUAAUUGUAAAUAGAACUUAAAAGGCGUUGUUAAUAGGCUACAACAAGUUAAUUCAUGUUGCAUUACUUUCCAUUUAUUUUAUUGUUCGUUUUAACAGAUUUUAUUAUUGCUUUCAUAUGUGUGUGUAUAUAUAUAUAUAUAUACAUGCACACAUACGUGCAUGUAUACAUAUAUAAAUAUAUAAUCUUUAGUAACUAAUGAAUUUAAUUUUUGAAGGAGAGUUAGAGAAUGUUAAGAUUUUUAAAUACAUGUAUUCAACUCUUUUAGUUAUCUUCUAAAAAAAAAAACAAGACUGAAGCGCAUGCCAAGAUAAUAGAAAACAGAAAAAUACAGUCCAUAGUUUGUAUAGUUUACAGUUUAAGAACAAACGGAAGAAUUAACUUUGUAUGUAACUCCUUACAAUGAUAGAUUCAUUGUUAACUAAUUAUAAUUAAGUUGUUGUUGCUAUGGCAACAAAACUACAACAUGGCUACCUUUGUAUACAUUAUUUGUGAAAUUUUCACAUGUAAAUUUAAAAAAAAAAAAAGUAAUGUGUAACAGUAUGGGUUUGUUUAAGGUACAAUUCAAGACUGUCGGAGAAAUAUAUGACUGAAUAUUUUUAAAAUCCCAAAGUCCCAUGUGAACGCUGGAUUUGUGUCUUCGAUGUCACUUUUUCAGUCAAAAGUUUACAACACAUGGAUUUAGAGUCAGGUUUUAUAGCUUGUAGAAAUUGUUGCGUGGGUUGGGUUAUUCCACAAUAUUUUUCCUCGGCGAUGGAAAUUAGAGAAAAAAGGGUUGCCAUGGGGGUAGCAUUCAAAGCGUUUAGUUCCAUUUCCAAAUAGUAGAUAUUUUGGGAAACGAAAUAACAGAAUUCGGUCCGCAGAUUCCCAGAAAAGUCCAAACGAAAUCAAGGGAACGUUGCAUUCUGCAAAAAUUGAGACUUUUGCUUUCGCUUGGACUUGAUAUAAUUACCGCAAAAUCUGCACGGAAUUGUGUAACCGUCUCCUUGAUGUUUGUAAAAAUCAUCUGUCUUAAGAAAAUGGUGUUCUAAUCAGGACCAGGAAAGAAAGACAAAUCUAUAUUUUUAUUUAUAAGCAGAAGGAGGAAGAGUUAGAAUAUGUAUGAGACGCACGCACGCACGUCCCAAAAAAAGUACUGUGGAAUAACUCUGUGACAGUGUUGAAGAAACCAAUAUGCUGCAGUUAAACUGAUUCAGUUGGUGUACGAAUGUGUGAGACAUGUCUUUUUGCACUUAUGUACAUAGUCCACGAGAAGAAAUCCUUGGAACUUAUUUUGAAUAUAUUAAAAAAAAAAAAAAGGUCUGUAAUAAUACAAGGUAAAAGUUUGUAAAAGAGAAUUACUUAAGGCUUUGAAGAGGAAGAGAUUUUUUGCUAUGAAACUUAUCUGAACGCCUGAAGUUGCUUUUGCUGUUCUCCGAGCUUCGUAGUUUUGCCAUAUUAGUUUGUAAUACAGCGAACUGGUGACUUCAACCUGCAGCUCAGAAGAAGAUUCCAUAUGGGAAACAAAAUACUUGACUUCAGAAUCAGGGUCACCCACAAAGGUUCCCCCAAGGGUUUCCUCUCGCCCCGAGAGAGAAGAGCCGGUUCCAAAGCUCAUCGUUCGUUCGUCCCAGAGUUUGAAUAAACCAGAAUGUGCCGCUGGAUAGAUCUGUCCGGCUCUAUCCAUGCUGCUCCGCCCUUAAAUCCAAAUUUUGUGGGUCUGGUUCACUUGACCCUCCCAACUAAGGCUUCCCCAGCCCCAGGAGGCCCCAUGCUGGCUGAGGGAUUCUGGGAAUUGAAGUCCACAAAGUUUUAAAAAGUUGCCAAAUUUGGAGAGCCCUGGCCAAGAGGAUAGGAGUUCUCCUCCCAACCCGCCCCCGAGUUCCCGAGAAUGGCUUUGCACAGAAUGUGGAGGUGUUGAGCCAGGUCCAGUCUUUAAGACAAGGGGACCUGUGCAUAGGCUUGUGACAAUCUUGGAGAGAUCGAGAAUGUACAAGAAAAUGUACCAUUCGUUUCUUUCGGUGCGGGCGUGCACCAUGUUAUCUGGAAAGAUGGCACAGACGAGUGUGAACUGUGAGCUCAGAUGCGUGUGCUAGCCAAAAAGGGAUAGAUCGCAAUGGACUUUGUGCAGUUCUAAAAUGAAAAAAGCACUCCAAAUUAGAGGGAGAGAGAGAGAGAGAGAAAUAAAUCUGGGUCCACCUGAGAUGUGAGAUGAGGCUUUACGUGUGAGUUGGGCGGCUGUAUAACCUAGUUUAAUAAAUAAUAAAAUAAAUUAACGUGCCAUGGACCCCCCCACUGCCAAUGCCCAAUAUUAACCUCAGCACCAGGUUUUAAAAAGUCAAGAAACUUUGGCCAAGUUGACCUCCUCCAGUUGGGUUGACUUUCAACAUUCAGGAGCAGAAACUGGGCUGGUUGAGAAGCAACGUAGAAGAGCUGAAGUGCCACCUAGUCAAGUUAAGGACACGCCUCUCCUUAAGGCCGCUUCCCCCCAGCCAAAGACCCCUUUGAAGACCCCCUCGGUUGGGGAAAGAGGUCUCUUUUGGGGGGUGGGUGCCCUUUGAUUGUAAGUGGAGGGGGAGAAGCUCGACUCUAGUAGCCCCCUCCUCCAAAAGCAAGCCCAGGAAACCUUUGUCGGUGACCCACAUGUCCUGUAAAUCAGAAGCUUCGUGCCUUCCAAAGAAGGCCACGCAGAAUAAACCCCCAACCUAUGCCAAUAGAUAAUGAUUGAAAUGUCAAAAAAAAGUGGUUCUUUUUUUCCAAACACACGACAGAGGGAAAUCACCUGACGUAGAUAUUUACAUGGUUUCAGGUCUUCGUUACUGUACACAGAUGCUAUUUGAUGGUUGUGGAAGCCAAAUAAUUUUGUUGCCAUGGCUCUUGGUAUCCAGACAGCUGAGGGGACGUCUUCUCUUGCCUUCAUAUGGGGAGGGGAAAGGGGGGGGGAUAUUCCCGUUCAAUUGUGCUUCGUCUUGCAGCCACUGGGACCAAAAAAAAUAAAAUCUUCCAAAAUUCAGAACGGCAAAACCAAACCUAUUAACGUGACGAGGGUUGAUUUUUAUUUUUCCAAGGAAGGGCAGAUUUUAGUGCAGAAAUGUGAAUUCUGCGGCAAAUAAAUCCAUGAUCUACAACCAGAAUAAGCCAGGAAAAACCUCAAUCUUUCUCCAGGUUUCAAAUGCUUAAUUCAGACUUUUGCACGAAAUCAAGAAGGGGAGGGAUUCGGAUCCUAAAGUCUUAAUUUUUUGUAAUUAUUUGGAUUGAUUUGACUUGGGUUUCCCUUCCCCCCCCCUCAAAAAAACCCUUCCAAUUUUGAAAAUUUAAAAACAAACUAAAAUGAUUGUGUAAAAAAUAUAAUCUUGCCAGGGACCAAAAGGAGACUCGGUAGAAAAUCAGUUGAUUCGUUUUCAAUCUGGUUCCAUCGUGAUGCAAAUCCAGAUUAGUUCCAAUCUUGUUAAAUUCAAGGCCACCGAGAAGAGAUCAUUCCCUCAGUUGUUACGGAUGGAAUAUAAGCUUUGAUGUUUUUAUUUUUUAUUUUUCCUUUUCGCCACAUUUAUAUUGCUAGCGUGCUUGUUUGUGCUUUCUAGAAAACAUUGCAUAAUGCAACUCAUUUUACUCUGUUACUUCUAUAUUGUUAUUGUUUAUUUUAUUUUUUUCCUCCCGGAUCUUUUAAUAAAGUGUAUAAAAUUCUCUCUGUAUGUUUUUUACGAACCUAUAUCAACACAUUUAAUAAAUAGGACUUUACUUU